Lytechinus variegatus (green sea urchin) is the source of this 1789-nucleotide messenger RNA. RefSeq lists its product as uncharacterized. Gene Ontology annotation, biological process: positive regulation of DNA-templated transcription. The coding region runs from base 164 to 1156 and encodes 330 amino acids. Lineage: Eukaryota; Metazoa; Echinodermata; Echinoidea; Temnopleuroida; Toxopneustidae. Gene Ontology annotation, molecular function: protein binding; ubiquitin-protein transferase activity. The record is from RefSeq and is a predicted model, not a curated record. The transcript is spliced from 2 exons. Gene Ontology annotation, cellular component: nucleoplasm; chromatin.
AGAGGAAAGGCACAGCCCAUUAUCUGUUCAUUUCCAAAAGCAGCCUUCUCAAGAACAACAACUUUUCGGAUAAAUCUCGAUUGAACAUUAAAGAAGCUAAAAAAAAUACAAAAUACAAAACAUUUUUAAGAAUUCGCUUCAAUAGCCAUCCACCUUUAUAAAGAUGUCUAACGGAUAUACGAUCCCCUUUGAAGAAAUGCUGAAGUGCAGCAUAUGUCAGGAUCGUAUCAAGGAUGCCAGAAGUCUUCCUUGUGGACACACCUAUUGUAGUGGUUGUCUCAAGAGGUCUGCUGAUGCGACCUACCCUCGAGGAAGCAUCAAUUGUUCAGAAUGCAAGAAGAAAUUCCAGUUGGGCUACUCUGGUGCUGAAAGUCUCCCUUGCUGCUUCACCAUAAACAGCCUCGUGGAUGAUAUCAACGAGACCUUCGGCGGAAGAGGUAGCGCCUCUAGCAGCAGGAGGAGCAGUACAAGUUCAAACAACGGAAGAGGUGAUCAACUGUCACUUGGGAAACAUGGUUUCCAAGUCAAGGAGACCUUCUCAUGCUCGUUCUGCUUGAGCCUGAUGAGGGACGCCCGCUAUCUACCAUGCGGACAUUCCUAUUGCCGGGAAUGCCUGGAGAUGCAGCCACGAACAACACCAGGUAUCAGAUGCGCCAAGUGCCUCAAAGACCACAACCUGCCAGCUGGAGGAAUCAACGGCCUCCCUGUUGCUUACCGUAUCAACAGCAUAGCGGCAGAGAUCAGGUCAAAUGGCAGUGAAACAAGUGAUGAUCAGCCACAACUGAGUACAAGUUCCCAAAACAGAGGAUAUAAACAACCAUCCCACCGUCAUUCACCAGACACCAGGUCCCGUCCACUGAUGGAGGACGUAGACGAGGCCAAGAAGAGGGCCCAGGCCCGGGCUGGCAACCAGAUCCAGGUCUUUGUGAGAAAUAUCAACGGCGGAAAGACAACCACCAUCACAAUCAGCUCCAACGCCAAUGUUGGUGAUUUAAUGGAACAAAUCAAAACAAUAAUGAGGAUUGCCCCAUCCCAGCAGAGGCUGACGUUCAGCGGUUGCAAUUUGGACGACAACACGAGAGCAUUGUCAUCAUACGGUAUUGGGAAUCUAUCUCACAUUGAUCUGAAUGCGAGGCUACGUGGAGGUAGCCAGUAGAACUUCAUUCGUCAAAAAAUUCUUUGUAUCAUUUUCUUAAUGAACACUUUUGUAAAAUUAUUAAUCGUACUUUUUUUAUUCCCUUAUAAAAUAUUUCAAACAUUCAUCAUCAUCGUUUCCCAUUCCAAUUACUUGGGGUUUCAAUUCCGUUCUAUUUUCAUUUAGACAAUAAAAAUGCAUUUAAUUUAACCCCCCAAAAGAACAAACAAACAACAAUAUCCUCGAUUUCUAUAUACAGUUACUCGGCACUUAUUUCUUAAAUAUUCAUUCAAGGUACAAGAGGGUUUAUUCGGUAUGUUGUCCUCCAACGAAUCCGAUUCAUUUAUCAUUCCAGCUAAACAUUGAAGCGAUAUAGUCACGCAAAAUAUAUCUUGUUCCGAAGUUGUUCAUUGAUCAGAUGUGUUGUUAUUUUACUCCGAUGAGUGCAUAUCGAAAAACUUCAGUGUGUUGUCUUUGUUUUCUAGACAUUGUGGAAUUUACUUGAGUAAACAAUUUGAAGAAAACGGAAAUUAUUCAGGUUGAUUAACAUCCUAUCAUCUUUGUAAAUACCCAGAGCACCAACAAUGAUUACCAAUAAAAGCUGUAUCAAAACUUAGCUUUCAUGAAUUUACGUUAUUAGUGUAUGCCCCCCCC